This is a messenger RNA of Alternaria conjuncta, 2628 nucleotides long. It is a transcript of the gene ATG13, whose product is annotated as autophagy protein 13. Bases 1 to 2628 code for a protein of 875 amino acids. The record is from RefSeq and is a predicted model, not a curated record. Lineage: Eukaryota; Fungi; Ascomycota; Dothideomycetes; Pleosporales; Pleosporaceae. The transcript has 4 exons. Gene Ontology annotation, cellular component: cytosol; Atg1/ULK1 kinase complex; extrinsic component of membrane. Gene Ontology annotation, biological process: mitophagy; autophagosome assembly; protein localization to phagophore assembly site.
AUGCACCCAUACUCGCGCCCCUCGCCGCGGACAGCCUCGCCUGCCAGCAACCUCCAGACCAACCCCACACGAACCAACAACCAGCGGCAUAACAGCCAGGACAUGACGGCAUACUCUACCACGCCGCCCUACAGCGACCGCGGUGCUGAAGAGUCGGAGGGCGAGAUGAUGUCGAGGGGAGAGCCCGCCUCCGAGUCGAGGGGGCAAUACCACAAGGUCAACCAAGUCAUCCAGAACUUCUUCACCAAAUCAGCCCUCGCCAUCGUAUCUUCUCGCGUAACACUGCCCCCAGCAUACAACAAGGAUGGCAAGAUGAAGCACAACAAAUGGUUCAAUGUCGUCCUCCCCGAUAGCGAUGUGCUCCAGCGCCAACUCGCUGAAUGGAAGCUCAUGGAUGCCGUGAACGGCCAGCAUCCCUCACUAUGCAUCGACAUCUACCUGGACAUACAAGGCCUCGGCCACAACCAGUCGCUCGUCAUACACGAUGAUGAUGGAAAGAAGUGGGACGUCGCUGCGGCUCUCAGCUCUGCAGAUGUGACUUCCCGAUCGUCAGGCCGCACUGGCAAAUCCACACAGGUUGUGCUCGAGCGUUGGAGGGUACACGUCGGAGAUAAGAGCUUGGUGCAGCCUUCAGAGCUGAGCGAACCGCUUCCCAACGUGUACAAGAAGGCCGUCGUCACUUUCCGAUCACUGUUCGCUUAUCUGCGCUUCAUGCCUGCGUUCAGAUACAACAAGGUGCUCGCCAAGCAACCCGCAAACUCACCCUCACUGAAGCUCAACUACCGCGUUUCGAAUGGGGAUUUCAAGAGCCCCAAUGUCGAUACCCUGAAUCUGCCGCUCUACCCAACCGACUCAAACGAAAGGAUUACAGACAUAAACGACAUCGAGCCCACCAACUCGCCUGUAGGCCCUCUGAGUGUGACAGUCGAGUACCGCACCAACUGCGAGUUCAGCGUAGAAGACUCAGAGUCUCUUCUGAGUUCGCAGUUCCAGGGCCUGGACGACACUUAUUUCGAGCAAAAGACACGCCAACUACCUGGAUCGCUUCCUGUAAACAAGAUGAAUGCGCAAGAGAGCCCCGAUGUUGGACAAGCAUACGGCAGCCUUUCAACGUUCCACCAAGUUGGUCCGCCAACAGGAACAAGCCCCAUCUCAGCUCUUCGCGCAGCACGGGAUAUGCCGUCAUCAUCACCCAUGGAGUCACCACCACAGAAGCUGCCACCCAACCAUCGCACCGCCCAAGGCUCCAAGUCAUCUCUACGCUCCGUGGAUACGCCGUCAUACCAGCGACGAACCUCGGUCUCUUUCCAGCCCUUCAAGGCCGGCUCCCUCUCAUCCUCGCCAGCCCUCGGUGUGCCUCCAUCUCCCACAAGCUCAGUAGGAAGACCCGGCAGCUCCCUUGGUCGGACCGCUACCCCCAACCCACUCACACAACCGCGUAACCGAACGUCACUGACUGCCCUCCCUCAAACGGCGCUUCGGACACCUUCAUUACCCAACGACAAUGUCAUCACUUCUUCUGCAUCAAGCUCGCCAAAGCCUGCGCCCAUCAGUCGCUACAGCAGUAGCUUCGGUCAUAGGAGGAGCAAGUUUUCCACAGGGGGCGGCAGCAAAACAGAAGAUGACAACCUCAGUAGUGGGAAGGGAAGCCUCUCCUCGUCAGCGCAACGCGGGUCUGACACCAUGAAUGAGGGCACAGGCGGCAGUUCAGGUGAAGUGAAGACGGACGAUGAGAAUAUUUCCGACUUCCUCAAGCUUCUUGAGUCGAAGAAGGAUCUCAAAAGCUUCACACGGAGCGACCAAUCAGCCAAGGCAGCCACUAUGCACAAGACCACAGCUCAGCUGUCCAAGUAUCAGCGGAUGCCGUCCUCACCUGGCAAGCCGAUCUCACCCCAUACUCCGCACACACCAGCCAUCCCUUCACGUCUCAGCGCGAAUAGCAUCGCGGAAUACGACCAACCUACACGCAGUCGAAGCCGCCCUGGUCGAAGGACACGGGAGCACGAUGUAGUCAACGUCGAAGAGCAAAGCGAGAGCGAGGAUCAAAACAUGAACGCCAUUGCCAUUCCAACUUCACCACGGCCGUGGCACUACGCUCGCCGAUCAAGUUCCGUUUCCCAGCAAAACCGCACACUGCCUGACGACGAGCCCGACGUGUUCGGCGUCCGAUCGGCCAGUCUACCAUCGGAGGAGGUUGAUCGCGCUAACGAUCUGCAUCGUCUGACCAGCGCCGGUCUUACGUCUAGUGGACUAUUCGCGCAAACGGAGCUACUAGCUAGCGGCAAUCGCGAUAGCCAGACUGCUGAUAACGAUUCUCGCGACGACUUGCCCCGGCCGUCGUCUACUUCCAACAUGGCCAAACGCGGCACCCAGGCUGGUGCACGUGGUCGUGGCGGAUUCUUCUCGCACAGUUCCUCUACCAGCCUCAGCACUGGCGGUACGAGCUCGACUGAGCGUCAGAGUCGCUACAACUUUAACAGCCGCGCUGCGACAAAUGUCGACGACGACGAACCUCUGCUCUUCCAGAUGAGCGAGAUUGGUGCCGGCGGCUCCCGACGCAGUCUCGAGGAAGCACGAGGUGGCACCAGCACAGGCAGUGGCGGAAAGCGUGGAUCGUACUUCCGCUGA